This is a messenger RNA of Symsagittifera roscoffensis, 1811 nucleotides long. Its product is annotated as tyrosine aminotransferase-like. Gene Ontology annotation, biological process: L-tyrosine catabolic process; L-phenylalanine catabolic process; biosynthetic process. Gene Ontology annotation, molecular function: L-tyrosine:2-oxoglutarate transaminase activity; pyridoxal phosphate binding. Lineage: Eukaryota; Metazoa; Xenacoelomorpha; Acoela; Convolutidae. The record is from RefSeq and is a predicted model, not a curated record. The transcript is spliced from 2 exons. Bases 828 to 1811 code for a protein of 327 amino acids.
UUGUUCAGUUUUGUCUGUUCAUCUGCAAGUUGAGAUCGUCAUUCCCUUCUGUGAUGAAUUGAUGCAACACGAAAAAUGAAAGAGAUCUUUUGUUAAACCUGUUUUUUUUGUCUUAACAACACUAGGUCCGGUUCAUAUGAACAUACAAUCUCUAAAUGAGUGCUAUGAACUCAGAGCUAUGCGCGAUGAGUUCAUAUAUAAUCGAACAGCUGGCAAUUGUAACAAACGCGACCACGCCUCACCCAAAGUGUCUUAUGAUAAGUUAGCAAACAGUUUAAUCAGCUAUUAGGCAUCUGAAUCAAGCUUGGAACUGUGUAAGAAACUGUUUGACCAGUAUUUUUUCUUUGAUACUCCUAGUCAAACAAACUGACUGAUAAACGAAACUGCGAUCCGUAUAAGGCUUCCAUUUAAAUUCAAAAACUCAUUUAUUAAGCUUCGAGUUGAGUAAGUUCAGUUUAGUACCGAUAUCAGGGCCUAGAUAUACCACAUUUGUGCGUAUCCGAAUCGUUUUAACUAUCAUAAAACCAGUUUUCUGUGACCGUAACGCUUUUCAGUUGUUUUUCAAGCAGAAAGUUUUUCAGGAUGCAGAUUGUUUCAAACGAAGCGGAAAGGUUGGUAACAGUCAUUUAAUUCUUUUAAACUUAUGUUGAUGUAGAAACUGGUCCUAGAUCUUGUUGCCAUAUUUGUUAUUGCUAAAUUAUUCCGCACGAAAUAAUAGUUCACAAUCUUUCUACUCUUUUUUCAACCUUAAUUUUUACAGGCAAGGUAGGGAAACUGGUUUGUGAUUCAUUUGAUUUUGCAUUUCUUUAUUAAAUCUUCAUUACAAUAUGAACGGACAUUGCUUGUCAUCAGAUGACCGAAAUGGGUUUGGAGUUCGAAAAAUUGAAUCGGCUUUGCCCGUUUCGUCAAGAGCUAUUAACACUCACAAUCCAAUUCGAAACAUCGUCGAUCAAAUGAAAAUCGAGCCUAAUGUCGAAAAAUCAUUCAUUCCUUUAUCAAUUGGAGACCCUACAACGUUUGGAAAUCCCCCGAUAAGUUGCGCUACCAAAGAAGCUCUUUUUGAUGUGAUUGAAAAGGGAAAUUGUCAUGGCUAUGGGCCGUCAGAUGGGUUUCUGGUAGCAAAAGAAGCCAUAGCUCAGUUUUAUUCCACUGACCUUUACCCUUUAUCAACCAAUGACAUAAUAUUGACAUCAUCAUGCAGCGGUGCAAUCGAUUUGGCAAUCGGAGCAGUGGCCGAAGAAGGAACGAACAUUUUGAUUCCGAGACCAGGUUUCAGUAUUUACGAAUCACUGACAACUUUGUAUAAUGUGAACGUGAAACAUUAUAACUUGAAACCAGACAAAAACUGGCAGAUUGACCUGGAGCAUCUUGAAGCACUGGUGGAUCCUAAAACAUCGGCAAUCGUUGUCUGCAAUCCUUCAAAUCCCUGUGGUUCUGUAUGGUCACGGAGCCAUAUGAUUUCAAUUUUGAAAAUUGCAGAAAGGCAUAGUUUGCCUAUAAUUGCUGAUGAAAUUUAUGCUGAUAUGGUUUUCAGUGAUGUCGAUAACGCAUCAUUUGGCCAAUUAUCUAAAAAUGUCCCCAUUCUUAUAAUGGGAGGAAUGGCAAAACGUUGGUUGGUUCUAGGCUGGAGAAUUAGUUGGAUUUUGAUUCAAGAUCGUCACAACAAGCUAACCUAUGUGCGCAAAGGGUUGAAAAAUCUAUCGCAGCGUAUUCUAGGACCCAACUCGCUUUGUCAAUUGGCUAUUCCAAAAAUACUAAGCGAAACUUCAGAUGUAUUUUAUGAGAAUGUAAUGAGGAAGCCAUGGAAAUGA